CCGCCACGUCCAAGUUAUGGCCCGCCGCCACAGUCGCUACCAUCGACAUUCCCUGCACCAUUAUUUAAGCCAGAGCAUUCUCCGGCCAGCUCUUAUGGGCCACCACCUUCUGGCCCGCUCAAUUUGCCGCCAAAACCCGUCUAUGGUCCACCCAAGCCCUCUUAUGGUCCACCGCCUUUGCCUUUAGGAAUAACUGGUCCCGGACCAGCACCUGCUAAUUUCAAUAGAGUGCCCGAAACCACGAUUAUACUAACAAGUGGAGGCGGUUCUUCUGGCGGUCAAGGUGGCGGUGGCAUUAUUGGAGGCGGCGGUGGCGGCGGCGGUGGCGGCGGUCCAGUUAAACAAGUACAAAUCCAAAUCGACGCGUCAGGUCAUACGCACAGCGUGAGUGGCUCACAAGCUCCCUUUCACACUGCAUGCGAUGGCUGGAAGCCCAUACCGGCACCAUCUGGCUCCUACGUAGAGGGCAACAACAUCGACACUCAAUCCGGUUAUAGUCAAGUCGCUCAGAGUAACUUCGGUACACAGUAUAGUGGUGGGGCAGGUGUAUCUGGCGGAGGUGUCGGUGCAACUGGCAGUGGUGGCAACGUUCUUGAUGGACUGACGGAUGCACAACUGGUUGCCGUAGCACUACAAUCGGGUGACUUCGGUACACACAUACGCGGCCCUGAGCUCCCACCAUCUGGGCCAGCAGGUGACUUUAAGCAACAAAACAUCAAUUCAAUUGAAACUGACGCACUACAGGUUUCUCUUGGCGUCGGUGAUGAUUCGUACAGCAAACCACCGCUAGACUCCUUCGCUCCCGGCUCAAUUCAUGCGCAGAAAUACAACAGCAUUGGUGGUAAUGGCGCACCACCUCCACCCAGUGGUAAUUAUGGCCCACCUUCGCCAGUGAACAGCUAUGGUCCACCACCCAGCGGUAACUAUUUGCCGGCUCCAAGUGGAAAUUACGGACCGCCACCACUACCCAGUGAUAAUUAUGGUCCACCACCGCCACAAGCUUCUGGCGGUCGUUUUGUACAAGAACAGCAUUCCUCAUCGUCCUCUUCCUCCUCAUCCCACGUUGGCCUCCAAUAUGGAUCACAGUCUGGUAAUGUACUUAAUGUUCCAACGCACGGUGCUUCGCAACCCAGCCGUCCGGUGGCCUUCCGUCCGCCCGUGCCUCAGGGUCUACUCGAGUCGAUUGGCGCCACAGUACAGCAUUUGGAUCAGUUUGGAGUGAAACCACCUACCCAGUCACCCACAUACAUUCCACCCGCUGCUAAUGAAAUUGCCGAACAUGGGUCUGGUAAUCUUGGUCCUGAUUAUGCGCCGCCUCCACCGCCUGCGCAAGUAAACAUUCCUCUCGGCGUGAUUGAGCAACAGUUGCCGCAACAGCAACCGCCUCGGGUCUUCGCACAGGAACAACAUGGCAACUCACUGAACCAAUACGGCCCACCCUUGUCACCACCUCCACCACAGCAACAGUAUCGGCCUCCACCACCACCACCACCACCACAGCAAGAGCAACAACAACAUGGUCGUCCCUUCCCACCACCACCAUCCCAACAAUACCUACCCCCUCCUCAAACUGGCCCAGUGACAUUCGAACAGCAAAAUAGUGCCGCUUCAGGCUCUAACUUCGAAAGCGCCUAUGCCUCUUCGCAGCAAAACGAACAGUUCAUUCAUGCGCAAGGCUUGCCACUACUGCAAGAACCCCGCUUCGCACAAGUGCACGAUUGCGGCCAAGGGCCAAAUCUAGUCGGCGCAGGCUAUCAAUUGCAGCAACAAAACCAGUACCAGCAGCAGCAACAGCAAUUCCAGCAGCAGCAUGCACAACAAUAUUCGGCCUCCAACUCAAUCUCUAGCACUUCAUCAAAUGCAUACAACGCCAUUUCACAAAGCAUUCCUGUGGCCGAGCAGCAUACGCAAUUCCUCGAACAAGAGCCAGCAGAUAGCUACGGAUUACCGCAGUCGGGUAACGACAUCGAUCACGACUACGAUGGCUAUGCGUCACAGAAGUCUGCAGUGGCCGCUUUGCCAGACGGCACCGACCCACAAGAUCUACCCGGCCUCGAUGGGCUCAAUGUGAUUUCAGCACAAAAAUCACAGUCUAUACAGCUUUCACCCGAGCAGGUAAGUGGCGCAGCGCACUCGCAACACGAACCGACUUUCCAGUUGGAUAUCGCGGGCAAUGGCGUCAAGUCGAUUCAAACCGAGCAAUCGGCCAACCAUGAGGAAAUACUCUCCGAAGGUUUACUGCAGUCCAUUUUGACGGCCAUCGAACAGCCCCAGUCCAAGAAUGUGCAACACCAGCAUUCCGUGCAAGUGAUCACAAAUCAAAAUAGCGGCUCUUAUGGCCAUGGCGCACAAAGUCGUUCCGAUACAGACAUUAGCGAAGAUGCAACGCCCGACGACGAACACGAGCCAGAAGUUGCGGAAUCCGAAAAGGUUGAAGUGCAUGUAAAUGCCGAUGGCGAAGAAAUGGCGACUGUAAAGGAACUUAAACCGAUUGUGGCAGCAGAGGUAGAAGAUGAGCAAGCGAAGCAUUAGCGGAAAGUGAAAUAAAAAAUUACUAUUGGGUAUUGAUAUGAAAACCAGUCACAAAAAAAAAAAUGUGGCGCACACACCGCAUGCUUUACAGCGACUGGGUGUAUAUUCGUAGUUACAUAUGUAAGAUCGAUGCUAGUUACCAUUAAAAUUCUUAUGCAACUACUUAAUUUAUUAUUAAUCGAUAAUCACAGGAUAUUUAAUGUUUUGAAUGAACGAAUUUUCAUCACCAAGCAAUGAAAUAUUUACUACCAUAAGCUGUCAUUAGUGUUUAAGUUCUUACCUAUAUCGCGCCAUUCUAUUUAUUAUUAAGCGUGGCAUUCAUUCUCUUUUCAUGUCAUGCACCAUUCGUUCUUCAUCACUUUUCAUUAAAGUUGCCAUAUGUUAAUUUAUGUAUGUAUAUAGCUUUGCCUUUGUUCUGGGAAAAUCUAAACCAUGUUUGUUUAUAUUUUUCAACAUCUCCAAGGAAUAAGAACAUUUGGCAAAAUGAAGAAAGCACCUUUUCAUUAAAUAACUAAACGAAAAGCUAUUAUUAACGAGCAAAAAAUCAUGUAAAUUAUAUAAUAAUAAUAAAAUACUUAUGUCUAUAUA
This is a messenger RNA of Rhagoletis pomonella (apple maggot), 3120 nucleotides long. RefSeq names its product trithorax group protein osa-like. The record is from RefSeq and is a predicted model, not a curated record. NCBI's taxonomy places the organism in Eukaryota, Metazoa, Arthropoda, Insecta, Diptera, Tephritidae. The transcript has 4 exons. The annotation marks the transcript as partial.